Prunus armeniaca (apricot) is the source of this 1068-nucleotide messenger RNA. Lineage: Eukaryota; Viridiplantae; Streptophyta; Magnoliopsida; Rosales; Rosaceae. The record is from the annotation of a GenBank genome assembly.
AUGAUUGGGGGUCAGGCAUCAGAGAUGUUUAAGAGACUCACAUUUCUCUUGUUAGUUGGGUUGCUGGCAUGGGCAUAUCAGGCCAUCCAACCACCCCCUCCAAAACUUUGUGGCUCCCCCGGCGGCCCACUCGUCACGGCAUCUAGAAUAAAGCUGAGGGAUGGAAGAUAUUUGGCCUACAAGGAAUAUGGUGUUCCAAAAGAAGUGGCCAGAUAUAAGAUUAUUUAUGUUCAUGCCUUUGGUUCUACCAGACAUGAUGCACUGAUUGCAACAACCGUCCCUCAGGAAGUGCUUGAAGAUUUAGGGUUGCACAUUGUUUCUUUUGACAGACCGGGAUAUGGUGAAAGUGAUCCGGAUCCUAAGCGAACGCGGAAGAGUUUGGCUUUAGAUAUAGAAGAGCUUGGUGACCAGCUGGAACUGGGAUCCAAAUUUUAUGUAAUUGGAUAUUCUAUGGGUGGACAGGUCAUCUGGAAGUGUCUUCAGUACAUCCCUCACAGGCUAGCAGGAGCAACACUGAUUGCUCCUGUUGUCAACUACUGGUGGCCAGGCUUGCCUGCCAACUUGUCCGGUGCCUAUUAUAAACAACCUCCGCGGGAUCAAUGGGCACUUCGAGUUGCUCACCACAUACCAUGGCUAAUCCACUGGUGGAACACUCAGAAACUAUUUCCUACAUCCAGUGUUGUAUCCAGUACUAACCCAAAUAUGAACAUUUUUUCUCGCCAAGAUUUGGAAAUCAUACGGAAUGCGAACGUUUCUGAAAGAGAUAACAAGGUACAGGCCAAGCAGCAAGGAGAAUAUGAGUCAGUCCUUCGUGACAUGAUGGUUGGAUUUGGGACCUGGGAAUUUGAUCCUCUAGAUCUGAAGAACCCUUUUGCCGGUAAGGAAGGCUCCGUCCAUCUAUGGCAGGGUGAUGAAGAUCGGCUUGUCCCAGUCGAACUGCAACGCUAUAUUGCAGAAAAGCUUCCAUGGAUUCACUACCAUGAGUUACCAGGUGCUGGACACUUGUUUCCAGCUGCAGAUGGUAUCAGUGAAGCUAUCUUAAAGGCACUUCUGAUUGAAGAGAAGUAG